AUGCACCCUCCUCAUCACCCUAAUCUCUUUGGAAACCAUCUAGUCUCGGGCACAAACACUCCAGAUCUCCAAUCAGACUCGCUCUCCCGCCCGACUACAAGUGCGGCACACAAUCCGCCUCAAAGCGAAGACCAGGCUGAGCUUAUCCCACUUCAGUCGUUCGGUCCUUCGCGCGCAUCCCAUCUAGACGAUACCCCUAGACCCUCCAAGCUCCAACAGCAGAUCCGAGCCCACAUCGAGCAUCACGGUACCAUGAAGUUCUCACACAGCUUGCAAUUCAACGCCGUCCCGGACUGGGCGGACAAGUACAUCGCUUACUCGAACCUCAAGAAGACCAUCUACUUGAUGGAAAAGGAGCUUCCUUCUGAGCCCAAUGCUCCUUACUCAGAUGUCGAGAACGAAUCUUCUGGUCUGUUGCAGAACACCGAUACCACCGACACCGACCGCACUUUCGUCCCUCUGCUCGAUAAGGAGCUCAACAAGAUUGUCGAGUUCUACCUCGAAAAGGACGCAGAGCUCAAAGGCGACCUGCAGCAGCUCAAGGACGACCUCGAAAGGACCGAGAACGAGGAUUUCGAGGACGACUCCGACUAUGGUAUCAGCGACGAUGAUGAUGACGACGACGCGUUGGACACGGUGCGAACAGGCAAGGCCAGCACCAACCGAACUCCCAGCAUUGACGAUGUCUUUACCCAUCCUAGCAAGUACAACGAAGCCUCGCGCCAGGAACAACGCAUGCGAGAAGGUUCGGGUCCUUCUCGUUCGCGCAAGGACAGCCGUGCUACCACCGACGACGGCCAUGCGCCCGUUCGACCCGCCAACAACAGGAACCGUUCGAGCCAGCUCCUCGACCAAUCUGCCGACUUUACAGAUGGCGGUGCGGAUACCGCUGGCUUUGCAAAGCGAGCACGCAGCGGCUCUAAUGCCAGCCAGAGCGGCUCCAAGGGUCGAUGGGGCAGUAUCUUCGGGAAGAAGCCUGUCCGCCGACGUUCGCUCGGUCUCAUGCUGGCCGGAGACGACACGGCCAACGGCCACGACCGAGCCGCCCCGGGUUCCAGCGAUGCAGGCGAUAGCAGCUUCGCCGGCGGCGAUACCAAGGCCAUGUCCAUCUGGACCGCCGACAAUGACUACGCCAUCGACAUGCGCAUUACCUUCAAGAAGCGCAUCACCGACUUAUUCGUCGCCAUGUCCGAACUCAAGCAAUUCGUUCAGCUCAACGAGACAGGCAUGCGCAAGAUCCUCAAGAAGUAUGACAAGAUCACCAAAUCCGACCUCAAGGAUCGCUACAUGAACGACAGCUUGCGCACGCAGCAGCCUUUCACCUCUGACACUAAACGCAGUCUGGAAGAGUGUAUCGAGACGCUCAUCCAGCUCUACGCCAAAGUAGUCACCGGGGGCGAUAUCAGUGCGGCUAGCCAGCAGCUCAAAACUCAUCUGCGCGAGCAGGUGGUUUGGCAGAGGAAUACUGUCUGGAGGGAGAUGAUCGGCAUCGAGAGGAGGGCGCAGGGUGCGGCGCUCGAGAGGACCGUGAUGGGUUCGGGCAAGAGGGACAAUUUCGAGGCGAAGAAACCGUUUAGGUUGCGGACGCCGUGUGGCAGCUUGACAAUUCCCAGCUGGCUGAGCAUGAGCUCGCUGCAUCUCAUCAUCGCUUUUACCGCGUUGGUGGCGCUACUCAAGGCUCCCGGUCUGCGCUUCUUUAACCGCGUCGAGGAGCAAAACUGCCUGGCCAUGCUCGUGUUCUGCACCAUUCUCUGGGCGACGGAAGUGAUCCCGCUCUUUGUCACCUCGUUGAUGGUGCCUCUACUUGUCGUUACGCUGCGUGUUGCGCGUACCGACGAUGUCAAGGAUCGCCGCAUGACGGCGCCCGAAACGACAAAGUGGAUCUUUUCGCAAAUGUUUGCUCCCAACAUGUGCCUGCUGUUGGGUGGAUUCACUUUGGCUGCAGCACUUUCGAAAUACGGUAUCGACAAAAUCCUCGCGACCAAGAUCUUGCGUUUGGCGGGUACGCGGCCGAGCGUGGUGCUGCUGGCGCACAUGGGUGUCGCCUGCUUUGCGUCCAUGUGGAUCAGCAACGUGGCUGCGCCCGUGCUCAUGUACUCGCUGAUCCAGCCCAUCCUGCGUACGCUGCCGUCCAAGUCGCCGUACGCCUCGAGCUUGAUCAUGGGCAUUGCGCUUGCGUCCAACAUUGGCGGACAGACGUCGCCCAUUGCUUCGCCUCAAAACUUGAUCGCGCUGCAGUACAUGAAGCAGCCCGUCGGCUGGCUGCAGUGGUUUGCCGUCACCAUCCCUGUAUCCGGUCUGUCGCUCGUGGUGAUCUGGCUGAUCCUGCUGUGGUCGUACGGCGCGGGUAAAGGAACGGUGAUCAAGAAGCUCGGCGAGUCGAGGGAUUCGUUCACCAAGAUCCAGUGGUUCAUCUCGGCCGUGGCCAUCUCGACGAUUGCGCUGUGGUGUCUCGAGAAGAACUUCGAGUGGAUUGUGGGUGACAUGGGCAUCAUUGCGAUUGUGCCGAUGGUGCUGUUUUUCGGAACGGGGAUUCUGACAAAGGAGGACUUCAACACGUUCUUGUGGACGGUGGUGUUCCUUGCGAUGGGCGGGAUCGCGUUGGGCAAGGCGGUGACGAGUUCGGGGCUGCUCGAAUCGCUCGACGAUCUCAUCCAGGAGAUUGUCAAGGAGUUGCCGCUCUGGCAGAUUCUCAUCGCCCUGCUCUCGAUUGGGCUCGUUGUUGCUACGUUUAUCAGCCACACGAUCGCCGCGGUCCUGCUGGUGCCGAUCGCAGCGCAGGUCGGGGAGAGCCUGGAACACCCGCAUCCCAGGCUGCUCAUCAUGGCGACCACGUUGGUGGCGAGUGCGGCCAUGGGUCUACCAGUCUCGGGCUAUCCGAACCAGAUCGCUGUCUCGAUGGAGGACGAUCUUGGCGACCGAUAUGUUUCGACCAAGGACUUUUUGAAGGUCGGCAUCUUCGCGUCUGUUGUCGCGACGCUGAUCGUGGGUACAUUGGGGGUAUUGAUCAUGUACGCGCUCCAGUUUUGA
Sporisorium graminicola is the source of this 3030-nucleotide messenger RNA. RefSeq lists its product as uncharacterized. Gene Ontology annotation, molecular function: phosphate transmembrane transporter activity. NCBI's taxonomy places the organism in Eukaryota, Fungi, Basidiomycota, Ustilaginomycetes, Ustilaginales, Ustilaginaceae. The record is from RefSeq and is a predicted model, not a curated record. Gene Ontology annotation, cellular component: membrane. Bases 1 to 3030 code for a protein of 1009 amino acids. Gene Ontology annotation, biological process: monoatomic anion transmembrane transport; polyphosphate metabolic process; phosphate ion transport. The transcript has a single exon.